This is a messenger RNA of Rhipicephalus sanguineus (brown dog tick), 898 nucleotides long. RefSeq lists its product as uncharacterized. Bases 20 to 763 code for a protein of 247 amino acids. Gene Ontology annotation, cellular component: chitin-based extracellular matrix. The transcript has 3 exons. The record is from RefSeq and is a predicted model, not a curated record. Gene Ontology annotation, molecular function: structural constituent of chitin-based larval cuticle. NCBI's taxonomy places the organism in Eukaryota, Metazoa, Arthropoda, Arachnida, Ixodida, Ixodidae.
CAAGGCAGUGUCAUUAUCGAUGCACUAUCGAGGCUUCGUCGCUUGGGAGGCCGGGUACGCGCAUACCAUGCCACUAUAUUUCCACCACCACAUUCUGCCGGUGAUCGGCUGCCUGUUAGCCCUCUGCGUGCCGCUGUGCGUUUGUGGCGGUCUCGCUGUUCAAAUUGGCCUCCAAUGCAAACUUGGAUGUGUGCCCCUGGAUGGACAGUGCAUGUGCCACAAGGUAUGUUCCAGUCUUCAGUCAGCUACAUCGGCGCCAGCUUGGGCACUCGCGCUUUGCAUGGUCUCCAUGGCUGCAGCCGGCGGUCAGUUCGGAUUUGGUGGAUUUGGCGGUGGAUACGGCGGUGGACUUAGUGGGGCCUUCGGCCCUUCUUUUGCUGCCACAUUCGCACGUCAGGAACAGUAUUACCCAGCCCAACCGUACAGCUUCGGCUACAACAACCAAGACCAGUACGGCACCAGGACCUACCAGAAAGAACAAGGCGACGCCUCGAACACAAAGACCGGUAUGUACGGGUAUUCGGACGCCAACGGCAUCUACCGCCAGGUGAAGUACAUCGCUGACGCUGGUGGAUUCCGCGCAAAGAUCGACACCAACGAGCCCGGAACCGCCCCUGGUGCUAGCGCCGACGCAGUGUACAACGCUAACCCACUCCCCGCUGGUCGACAGUACCGUAUCAUCGGUGGCUCGUCGCCCUUCUCAUCUCCCUACACGAGCGCAUCCACUUACGGCUUCGGAUACGGCCGUCCAUGGUCUGGAUAACCUAGCACGUGAUAUAGGUUUAAAUAUAAUUGAAGAACUUCCGCAGCUUCUGACACUGUUCUUUAGUCAAUUGAACAGCCAAGCAAGCUGUUGAAGAGGUUUAGCGUUUUCUUCGACUAUUAUAGGUAUCCUAAA